This is a messenger RNA of Aspergillus fischeri NRRL 181, 1611 nucleotides long. RefSeq names its product protein sld2 (gene sld2). Lineage: Eukaryota; Fungi; Ascomycota; Eurotiomycetes; Eurotiales; Aspergillaceae. Bases 1 to 1611 code for a protein of 536 amino acids. The record is from RefSeq and is a predicted model, not a curated record. Gene Ontology annotation, molecular function: single-stranded DNA binding; DNA replication origin binding. Gene Ontology annotation, cellular component: DNA replication preinitiation complex. The transcript has 2 exons. Gene Ontology annotation, biological process: mitotic DNA replication preinitiation complex assembly; double-strand break repair via break-induced replication; DNA replication initiation.
AUGGCAAGUGUCGCCAUUUCUGAGAUCGUGACUGAAUCUGCCAAUUUGCGCGCGGAAUUGAAAGAGUGGGAGAGGGCAUUUGCAGCGCAAAAUGGUGGGAGGAAAGCAGAACGGAAUGAUAUCAAGAAGGUUCCUGAGAUCGCUGCCAAAUACAAAGAGUACUCUCGACUGAAAGCACUCGAAUCAUCCUCGGCAAACCCAGACGACCCAAAGUCUGUCCAGCUAGAAGAACGGCCUAAAAAGCGCAAGCACACAUCUAAGGACGGCCCGGAUGCUACUCAGAAUGCAUCUACGCCACGAAAAACCGCCAAAGGUGCUUUCGAGACGCCGUCUAAGAAUCGAAUCUCGAAUUCCCAUCCUUCCCAGGUCGAUCCUUAUAUCUCGCCUACGGCGUUGCGCAGACUCUUCAGUCCAUCAACGCACCGUACACCGCUAAAAACAGCCAUUGGUCCUACCCCUCAACGCGACGGAAAGGCUCUAGGUCUUUUCGACCUCUUGUCAGAAUCUGGCGGAAGCACAGCAACGCCCUCAGCAGAUCGCGUGGCAAGCGUACGUACCGCAAAUGUCCAGACCCCGUCGAAACGAAAGACCAUGGACACAAUCAUGGAAGAAGACGAAGACGGAGCAGAGGAGAGCCCAAGGGCCGGACGGACCCCCGCAUCAUCCGGGAAAAAGUGGAUGCUGUCAGCGCUAUUCGCGACCCCGACUACGCUGCGCUAUUCCGCAAUGGUUGAGGAUCACAAUCAUAUUACUGAGAGGAACCUGGGUCCUCCGACCAAUCCCGAGGGCACCGCCAACGACGCGACCGGGUCCGAGACCCCGUCUUUCCUGCGACGGUCAAACUCAGCACGAUACGCUACCUCUCACUCUGCCAAUCCCAACGGCCUGAGUCCGAUCGCUGUGCGCAAACCGCCACAAUUCGUCGGAAAGGGUCUCUCUGCGCUCGUGCAAGGUCUGCGCGACAUGGAAGAAGAACGCCUGGAAGACGAAUUGGACGUCCUCCGCGAGAUUGAGGCGGAGCAGGCAGCGCUGAACGUCGAAGUCGCUGAUAGCCAGGCGCCCGCUGAAAACAUCGGCCGGCCCUGGAAAAAGAAGGGGCAGAAACGUACAACGCGCAGGGUGCGCAUGAAACCCGUCAUCUCGAAGCCGCCCUCAAAGCCGCAGUCGACGUCGGACGAUGAAAGCGAAAACCAGGCUGCUGGUGAGGAUCCCGCGGAGCUUGCAGCAGUUCCCGAAACACAACAGCCGAGCACUCUCGACGCAGCCUUUGGUGAAAAUCAAGAUGAGGACUUUGACGACGAAGAUGAUCAAGUCUCCCUUCACACCAUGUCGGAGCCAGACCUUGAUUCCGAUCCUGACUAUGGGGAUGAUAUCAAACCUGUUACUAAGAGCAAAAGCUUCUCGGAGAAGAUGAAAGAAGCUAUCGGGGUUGUCCAGCCACAGCCAGCAAAACGCCCGGCGAAGCCUACCCAGCCGGUGGUGGAAGAAGAGCAGACCAAGAAGGUUCGUGCGCGCAAGGUGAACCCGGAGGCGCACGCAAACUACCGCUCUUUGAAGAUUCGAAACAAGAACAGUAAAGGCCGGGGCGCUGGACGCUUUCGCAGGAGAUAG